Prorocentrum cordatum is the source of this 1266-nucleotide messenger RNA. NCBI's taxonomy places the organism in Eukaryota, Dinophyceae, Prorocentrales, Prorocentraceae. The record is from the annotation of a GenBank genome assembly.
AUGGCGGCUGGUCCGUGGAGAUGGAUAUUCAGGCUACCCGAUGAUGAGAAUCGCAUAGCAGCCGAGGCCCAGGUGAAGCCCCACCUCGACCCUGUGUUGAGAGACCCGAAGAACAUGAGAUCACUGGUUCAGAAGCUGCACGAUGCUAAGAUGCUGUCCUUUCGUCGUCGCGCCCGAUGCUUUGCGGGCGCCUUCACGGUGAUCAAGAAGGAUGGUUACCACUUGCGCUUGGUUCUAGAUUGUCGCCCAAUUAACGUACUUCACCGUCCGCCGCCCGCGAGUCAGCUGGCCACCGCGUCCUCCCUGGCCGGGUUGGUCCUGGGAGACGGGGAGACGUUCGCAUGGCAGCACGCGGAGGCGGGACGGCCGCUGGACGUGCAUUUCUCGGGCGCCGACCUCACCGACGGGUACUUCCAAUUCGAGUUCGAGGAGGCGGCGGGCUACUUCUGCUUGGCCCACAAGGUUCUCGCGUCGGAGUUCGGAGUCACACGAGUGUUUGACGACGAUGCCCGACAGUGGACCUACGUCAACCCCGAGGAAUCCUACGAAGCGCUUCUGGCGGAGCUCCGCCGCCGCGGCUUCCUCUGGCGGGGCGACGUCUGCGCGGGGCAGGACGUCGUUCAGGUGGGGCUUCGGCUGAUUGGGGGCGCCUUCCACAUGGUGCUCCACAAGCGAGAGAGGACGCGGCGCUUGUACUGCGCUAUCCACGCGGCGAUCCGCCGCAGGACCUUCUCCGAGCGGCAGCUCCGCAGGCUGAUCGGCCACCUGGUGAACCACUGGAUGGUCUUUCCGCCCUUCAUGUCCGCGCUGCACGAGGUUUGGCGCUGGCUGGGCGAGCAUCUGGACACCGUGGGCGACCUCGCGCCGAAUGUGAUUGGCGAGUUGCAGGUCGCCGCGGGGCUGGUGAUGAUAUCGCGCCGCGCGAUGAGGCUCAGGACGGCUGCCACGGUCUAUCGCUCCGACUCCAGCGGGAAGGGCUACGCCUUGCAUGUCGGCCGGUUCGCGGAGUACGAGGUUCUCCUGGCGACGGCCUGGCGGGAGCGCUGGCGGUUCAAGACGCUGGAGGAGUACUUGUUGGACGAGGAGGCCGUCGAGCCGACCGGCACCCGCAGCUCCGCGGGGGCCGAGACGAGCUCCCUGGCCCCAGCGUUCGAGAAGGAGCUGGGGUUCGAGGAGGUCGGCACCGCGGAGCUCACGUCCACCAUCUGGAGUGCGGGUGCUUCGAGGGUGGCGUCGCGGCGCGCAGUGGAGGCAGUGGAGACGCAU